Paramecium tetraurelia is the source of this 2337-nucleotide messenger RNA. RefSeq lists its product as uncharacterized. The record is from RefSeq and is a predicted model, not a curated record. Gene Ontology annotation, cellular component: axoneme. Lineage: Eukaryota; Ciliophora; Oligohymenophorea; Peniculida; Parameciidae. The transcript is spliced from 4 exons. Gene Ontology annotation, biological process: cilium assembly.
AUGGUCUUAAAUGAUUACGAAAAGAAGGAGGAAGUGGCUCCUACUAAGGUUGCUGCUAAGCCGGGUGUUGGAGGUGUUUAAUAAAAGUAACCACCUGGAAGAGCACAGGCAGGUGCAGCUAGUAUCAAAUAAAGAUAAUAAUAAUAAUAAUAACAAUAAUAAUAAGAGGAGGAGAAGAGAUAGGAGGAGGAAAAAUAGAAAGAAUUGGAGAAAUAAUAAUAAUAGUAAAAGGUCACUGAAGAGAAGAAGGAGGGAAGUGAAGAAUUGACAGAAUGGGAUUAUUUAUAUGGAGUUAGCGAGUUAUUUACUCUUAAUAGAAAGAGAAAUCAAAUGAUAUUGAUUAACGAUGUGAUAUUUUCAAUGAAAAGAUAAUUUAAUGCUGAAUUUGAAUUAAUCUAAAAGUAGAGAUAAUAAUAAUUGGAUAAUAUUAAUGAAAGAAACAAGAGAAUCAUCGAAAUUAAUGGAGAAUUGAAGAGAGAUCCUCAAUUAUAACAAAUGAAAAAGAAUAUUUUGGAAGAUCCAGAAAAAAUAUUGACUGUUAAACCAGAAGAAAUAGGAUUCCAAUAAUAUGAGACAAGAGAAAUGAGAGAGAAGAAGGAAUAAGAGAGAUAGAAAGAAGAAGCUCGUUUGAAAGCAUUGAUGGCUGAUGAUUCAGGAGUUAGGGCAGUUAAAGAUAUGAUGGGAGGCACUUUGGAAGAAAAGAAGGAAACUCCUUUGGAUGAAAAAUUAGAAGUAGAAGAAUGGAUGAAGAAGAGUCCAGAUGAUAUGACAGAGGAGGAGAGAAUGAAAUUAAAAGAAUUUGAAGUUAGGAAGAAAAGAUUCGUAAAAAUUUGGAAGCUGAACUCAAAAAGAUUGAAUAAUGAAAUUACUGAUAUUUGUUAAAGAUUUGAUGAUAAGUUGCUAAUUCUAUUUAGAAGAAAAUUAGAAUAUGACUAUAGAAUACUUGAAUAAGAAUUAUCAAUUGUAAGAUUGGCAUUAUCUAUUAUUAUCUCAUAAUAAGCUUAAUUGAGAGUUUCAGAAUUGGAGAAGUUGCAUGAUGAGAUGACAGCUCAAUUAAAUCAAUUGCAAUAAAUGAAGAAUAAUCUAGAUUAAACUAGAGAUUUGACCUAAUAACAAAGAAAAACUUUGAAUGACUAAAUAGUCAAUUAUUUCAAUAGAGGUUAGACUGCUGGUAUGGAUGCAAACAAAGUCAAGAUUCUUUGGCAAUAUGCUUUUGAAGAUUAGAAGACUAAUGAAAGAGCUAAAUAGGAAUCUGAUGAGAAAUUGCUUAAAAUUUAAAAAUAUAAAGAUGUGCUCAUCUUAAUUGAUCCAUUGUUUGAAAAUCAAAAGAAAAUUAUAUCUGCAUAGUUGGACGAACAAUUUGAAACUUACUUAUUUGAUAUCUAAGAGAAAGCUAGUAAUUUAUAAGGAAUUGAUUUUGAACAUGUUCGGGAUCAACUAUUGUAAGUUCUAAGUUAAAGAUUCAGAAUGAAAUUAGAAUAUGAAAAAAUUGAUAAGGAUUCCAAUGAUCUUGAAAAUUUCAAUAAAAAGUUUGAAUAAGAAUUUAAUCAAUUAUCUUCUUAACUCUAAAAUAGUGAAGAAGAUAUUUAGAGUUUACAUAAUAUGCUUGAAAAGAGUAGAUCUAAUAUCGAAGUCAUGUUCAGAUUCAAAUAAGGAUAUGUUGAAAUCAGUCAAGACAAACCAGUCCCUAAUUUACAAGAUGCUGCACUAAUUCCUAGAGAAACAAUUGAGAAAAAGAAUGAUGAAAUCAAAAAGGAAGGAGAUACUAAAAUUGAAUUGAUGAAAGAUAUUAUCAAAAGUAAAUAUUAAGUUGAAAAAAAUGAAUAUGACUUAAAGAAGAGAGAUCUCAUUAUUUAAGAUUUAGAAUGCAAGACUAGGGAAGUCUAAUUAUUGAAGGUUAAAAAGGAAAUGCAAAUUGCUUUAACCAAAGAUGAUACCAGAUUGAAUGAGAGAGAACUAGCAAAUCUAAAGGAUUAGAUCGAUCUCUUAAAGAGUGCUACUGAUAAGAGAUUGUAGAUUAUUAAUAAGAAAAGAGAAAAGAUUGAAAAAGACAUCGAUUUCAUCAAAAAGGAGAAUCAAUAACUGAUUGGAUAGGGAGGAGUUUUAUCGGGAAAUGUUAAAUAGCUAUAAGAUAUUUCAGAUAUGUAAAACAAGAAGAAUGUUAGGUAAGGAGAAGAAUAAUAAGAACCAUAAGAAGAUAAAUUUACUUAAAUUGCUCGUAAUUACAGACUAUUUAAGAAGGCAAAGGAAUAGGCUGAAGAAAUCGAGAUAUUAAGAGAUGAACUUACGAAGCUCAAAGCCAAGACAUUUGCUAAUUUCUAACAAGUUCAACGUUGA